Penicillium paradoxum is the source of this 1317-nucleotide messenger RNA. Its product is annotated as putative MFS monocarboxylate transporter. NCBI's taxonomy places the organism in Eukaryota, Fungi, Ascomycota, Eurotiomycetes, Eurotiales, Aspergillaceae. The coding region runs from base 1 to 1317 and encodes 438 amino acids. The record is from RefSeq and is a predicted model, not a curated record. Gene Ontology annotation, cellular component: fungal-type vacuole membrane. The transcript has 3 exons. Gene Ontology annotation, molecular function: transmembrane transporter activity. Gene Ontology annotation, biological process: transmembrane transport.
AUGGAGUCGAAGGAGAAGACCAGAACUGAUGGCGCCCAACCCAGAACGCCCAGCAACUUGGCGCCCGACAGUGAACAUGAAACAGAACUUGGACUCCCCGCAAAAACAGUCAAUGGGGGCCUAAACGCAUGGUUAACUGUCCUUGCAGGCUUUUGUGUCUUUGUAAACUCUUGGGGCCUUUUGACAACUUAUGGCGCUUUUCAAGAGUACUAUCAGACAGAGCUUCUCUCUGAUGAAUCGCCGUCGACGAUCUCAUGGGUUGGCAGUGUUCAGGCCACUUUAAUCCCCAUGGUCGGUCUGGCUACCGGUCCAUUAGUUGAUGCCGGAUAUCUGCGUCCUCUAAUUGUAUGUGGAAGUUUCUUGACUGUAUUCGGAAUGAUGAUGACCAGUCUUGCCACUUCAUAUUACCAGAUAUUGCUUGCACAAGGAUUCUGCGUGGGUAUGGGAGGCGGUAUAUCCUACAUCCCAGCGCUAGUCGUGAUCUCCACGAAUUUCACCACAAGGCGCCCCAUUGCCAUCGGCUGUGCAUCGAUUGGAUCCAGCGUGGGAGCUGUCAUUUUCCCCAUCAUGUUCCGCCAACUAGAACCCAAGAUUGGGUUUCCAUGGGCAGUCCGUUGCAUCGGAUUCAUCUCUUUACUCCUCGCCGUUGUGGCUUGUCUGAUCUUGUGUCGGCAACCAGGCCACAGAGCCCGCGCAAGAGAUUUGAUUGACUGGAAAGCCUUCCGCGAACCCUCAUUCAUGAUGUUCUCGCUUUCACUCACAUUUGUUAUGCUUGCAUUCUACGUCCCGAUCUUCUAUGUCGCCUCUUAUGCCCGCACCGUUGUGCAUACUGUCAACCUCAGCUUUUACAUGGUUGCUAUUGUCAACGGCUCAUCGGCCAUCGGCCGUGUUGUUCCUUAUCUGCUUGUCGCGUAUAUCAAGCCCAUGGGAAUCCUCAUUUUGUCUGUCGCAGCAUCAGCCCUCGCUAUGUUUACUUGGAUCGCGGCUACCGAUUCAGCUGGAUUUAUUGUUUGGGCGUGCUACUGGGGAGCUCUCAGUGGUGUACUGGUCACGGCGCCGACUUCUAUUGUCUCACAUCCGAUCUUCUGUCCGGAUGUCAGCUUUUUGGGGACGCGUUUGGGCAUGAUGUGGGGUAUAUCCUCUUUCGGGUCGCUUGCUGGCACUCCCAUUGCGGGUGCGUUGGUCAAUCUUGAGACUGCUGAAUUCUUGCAUGCUCAGAUCUUUGCGGGGUGUAUGAUGGUAGGCGCUGUCUUCUUACAGGUCUGGCCAACUUGGAAGGUGAUUCAAUAUGACCGGGAGCAGUCUAGCAAAAGUUGA